This is a messenger RNA of Hippocampus zosterae (dwarf seahorse), 1420 nucleotides long. RefSeq names its product coiled-coil domain containing 169 (gene ccdc169). The transcript has 8 exons. The record is from RefSeq and is a predicted model, not a curated record. Lineage: Eukaryota; Metazoa; Chordata; Actinopteri; Syngnathiformes; Syngnathidae. The coding region runs from base 66 to 764 and encodes 232 amino acids.
AAGCGGGUGUUUCUUUGGAAACCAGGUGAUACAAACUUUCUUUCCUCGGUUUGGCGACAUUUAAAAUGAGCAAGGAUUAUUGUAAAUAUGACAUGGCGCGGCUGCGCACUGAACUUGAACAGGAACGAGAAAUCAAAGACAUGUUGGAAGAGUCGGUACGGGACCUCCGGUGCACAAUGAGGGAACUUCAGGACAGGCUUCAUAGUGUCGACGGGGAAGACAACGAGUGGAAGACCAGAUACGAAACUCAGACUGAGCUCAACGAACAGCUACAAAGGCAACUCACUGUCAUUCACGAUAGACUGGAAGACCUGCGUGGGAACCCAGUGGAUCGACUGGCUUCUAUCCGAUCCUACGAUGACAUGCCUUCUGAGUCGCUGAGGCAUCACCUCAAGCUGCUCACCGACGAAAAGUCGGGUCUCAAGAGUCAACUGGCCGACUGUCGCGUCAGCAUUGAACAGGAGUCAAAGGCGUUCCAUAAAACCAACAAUGAGAGGCGAGCAUACCUCUCAGAAAUUGCCAUGUUAUCCUCCACGGUGGACGCCCAAAGGAGGCAGUACUCCAUGCAGCCACGGAGGGCCACAGAAAGCAAACUGAGAGCAAAGCAGCCAAGCAGGAAGUCUGAGGCUGACACUAAAAAGGGAAAAGCUGGAGAGCGUGACGCCGGAGGAUGUGUGAGAGGAGGAGGAGGUGGAAAAGGAGAGGUGAAGAAAUCCCACAUUGGAAGCAGGUUGCCCACCCUCAAGCAUCACGUGAAACAGUGACUAACGCAGCAUCUUCCUGAGGAACUAUCACACUUGAACCAAAAAAAAAAAUCUUUCUACCACAUGCAUAUUACUUGAGUGAGGCCGCUUCCAACGCACAAGUCAUCACCCACGUAUGCACACACAGGUCCACAGAAACCCGGUGUAAGAUACGGCCUGCUGAGCAUUGGUCUUUUGUUGCUCGAUCAUGUCAUUCAGAUGUUAAAAAACGAUGAUUUUUUCCAAGGUAAGAGGCAGGAAUAUUUGUUUAAUGUGCCAGUGAAUAGUUUCAGAUCGUCUUUCUACCUGUGUUACUGCAGCGUUUGUGUUUAAAUGUAUGUAGUUUAAAGGAUUAUAACACCGCCAUGUAGUUGCUAUUUGUUAGUCUGUCAAUUGUGUUUUGCGUUGUCAGUUUUAAAAUUUAUUCUGAUUAUUUUGGACGAAAUGAUUUGCGUGGUUUACUGCGACGCAAAAGCAGGCAGUACUCCUCCAUGCAGCCACAGAGGGCCACAGAGAGCAAAAUGAGGUCAGAAAGUUGGGUCAAAUUGACCCGAUAAGUGAAUCGCCCUAGUUUUGACCUAAAUUGGGUUAAUAUUGACCUCAUUUUUUUUCAUAGAAUGUUUGAUCUAUGUUUAGUUUACCUCCAACUGGGAGUGGAAAUAAACGGCAUUAAGUGU